Messenger RNA from Mercenaria mercenaria, 974 nucleotides. RefSeq names its product semaphorin-5B-like. Bases 106 to 885 code for a protein of 259 amino acids. NCBI's taxonomy places the organism in Eukaryota, Metazoa, Mollusca, Bivalvia, Venerida, Veneridae. The transcript has 10 exons. The record is from RefSeq and is a predicted model, not a curated record.
GCAUUACCACUGGAUACGAGUUAAAGAUACGAGAAGAAUAAAUAGAGCAGUACCACAACUCGCUGAAGUCAGUUACCAAAUCACUGACCAACAAAUAACACUAACAUGGACUAUUUAAUCCAGAUAGCUGGGCUUUUUAUAGUAACGGUGAGCGUUGCGCUCGGACAGGACUGCUCGGCUCUGUCAGGCAGCAGCGGAAAACGCUUUAUUUUUGAUGAUAUCUACAAUGCAUGGAACAAACUUCCAAAAGAAAUUAAAGCAGUUUUACCUGUCAAUACUGAAGUUGAUGCAAAAUGCCGUUUUGAUUUAACUUCAAUAACAGACAGCCAAAGACAACUGUUGAGAUCACUGUACAACGAUGGUUACACUGUAUGCGUAGGGUGUGGUUAUACGAAUGCUGACCAUGGCCGAUGUCAUUCAAUAGACGUUUGCCGCAAAGGAUCGAGUUGUAUCCGAGCCAAGAACAGGUCUAGACAACCAGAUUACUACUGGCACGGAUGUUGUGAUCCUUCUGACGCAAACUGCAAAUCGGGAGACAAUCCUGUCCACUUUAACGUGUUCGGUCGGGAUACAACGUUACACUAUGAGAAGAAGGCAUGUACAGGUCCGCUGUGUAACGAAAACGGGUAUACGGACGAAAAGAAUGCACUAGUUACUUACCUAAAAACUGGCUUCACACCUGCACCACAAACCACAACAGCAGGUGCGGCAGCGAUAGAUGGCGCUUGGUCGACCUGGAGCUCCUGGUCAGCCUGUGACAAAACAUGCGACCUUGGGUUAAGAACUAAGACAAGGUCAUGUACUUCGCCAAUUCCACAAAAUGGCGGACAGUAUUGCCCAGGGAAUGACAAGGAAUCGGAAUUCUGCAAUGCUUUUGCUUGUUAACAUAACAUUGAAAUGUAUCUAUUUAUUAUUUAUUUAUUCAUCGUGAAGUUAAUGUUUUGCCAGCUUUUUAAUAAAUAUGUGAUAUUUCA